AUGAAGGAGAACAUCCAGGAGCGAAUAAGGAUCGUGGAAAAAACGGAACUAAUCAUGAAUCUGCUACAGUACAGGAUGUACGAGAUCCGUUACGAUUUCACGAUGAAAUUCAAUCAAUUAACUCAACAGAGAAACGAACUCAAGACCGGAAUGAUGUUGAAGGAAACAGAGUCGCAGGCUGCUUUCAAAAUCAUAGAAACAGAAAAAGAGAUUGCAGAGUGUCAAAAUACGUACGAUGCGCAGCAUAGAUGUGUCAAGGAACAGAUGCUGGUGAGCACGAAAGUAACAGAGCCUAACAUUUGUCAAUAUUAA
Messenger RNA from Acanthoscelides obtectus, 312 nucleotides. NCBI's taxonomy places the organism in Eukaryota, Metazoa, Arthropoda, Insecta, Coleoptera, Chrysomelidae. The record is from the annotation of a GenBank genome assembly.